Messenger RNA from Aphanomyces invadans, 1043 nucleotides. RefSeq lists its product as hypothetical. The record is from RefSeq and is a predicted model, not a curated record. Lineage: Eukaryota; Oomycota; Saprolegniomycetes; Saprolegniales; Verrucalvaceae. The transcript has 3 exons. The coding region runs from base 39 to 977 and encodes 312 amino acids.
UGGCAUAUAUAGCAAUCCCCGUGCGUGCGUGCCGGUGCAUGGUCUCAGACAUCGCAGCUACAUCGCUCCCGAGUCUGCCUACCUCUCCGGCUCCGUCGUCGCGACGUAGCGGGCAACGUGCCAUGAACAGCAGCAACAGUAGCCGAAGUAGCAUCAGCAGCUACGACAUGUCGUCGCUGCCAACGCCUCGCAGCUCUGGCGCCCCGUACGACGCGCAUGAUUCGCUUGACGACGACUCGUGCACAGCUCCCAUGGCCAACAACGGCGAGUUCUACGAUGAAGUCGAGUCGUUCUUGAGUCGACCAAGCCCCAGCCUCGGGAAAAUCGCGAAAGGGUCCAAGUCCACGGAGAACCUUCUCCCCGUACUCAAGGCGGAGCGGUCCAAGCUGCGCGGAGCAGAGGGCCACCGCCCCGACUUGCCGAUUUCUAGCAGUGGGUACGGUCGAUCCGUGCCAGAAAAGGGCAAAAAGAAGGCCCCGGUGGACCUGUCGCUUGUACAGCAAGCGUUUGCCUACGCCAACGAGCUUCGGGCCCAAGAGCUCCAGGAGAACGACACGCUAGACGACGCGAGCGAUGCAAUCUCCAAGCACGUCGCCAGACACACGAAAUUCACGGACCGACCAAGUCGAGACCAUGUACAAAAACCACCUCAGAAGACCAAGCCGAGCAAGUCGAAGCCAACGCCCAAGACGACGUCGGCUAUCUACGGGGUGCCCGAGAAGCCAACUGCGCCGCCCAAGGCAAAAGCUGGCCCGGAUUGGGAUAGCUGCAGCAAAGAGGUAUCGACGGCGGGCCACAAUGGCUCGAGCAUGGACCCGCAACUGAUGCAGCAACUCCUGAGCAACUUUCAAAACGGCACGACACUCAAUGAACUGCGCCAGGAGCUGGCCGCGUCCCAAGCCAGUUUGAAAGAGUCCCGCCAAGUGCUGCAAGGCGCAGCCAAGACGUUCUUUCUGAAGGGGGCAGUGGCGCGUUAGUCUCUUGUGGAGGUUUUCUAGAGCAAAAAAGACAUGCACGUACAAUGUGACGGCAUGCAAAGCAGA